UCAUGAAGUAUUUACUAGUGAUUGCUUUGGUGUUUGUAAUAACAACCAAAGAGAUUAGUUAUAUGGAAACAAGUAAAGAAAAAGAUUGAAUUUAGAUUGUUUACCUGCAACUGAUUUGAAUGGUCAAAAACAUGAACCAACAUAUGCAGAAUAAGCAAGAAAACAUCUUACAAAAUAUGCUGAGUAAUCGACUGAAGAUAUGAGAAAGUAUUCAGGUAGACAACCAUAUCCUAAUCUGAAUACAUAUUCUGAAUAAAAUUGUGCAGGUAAUGGAGCAGAUUUACCUAAAAGAGAUAGAAGAUUCAGAAGAGGAGGAUGAUU
Molecule: messenger RNA, 321 nt
Organism: Paramecium pentaurelia
Lineage: Eukaryota; Ciliophora; Oligohymenophorea; Peniculida; Parameciidae
Source: the annotation of a GenBank genome assembly